GUGAACAGAAUCAAGUAAUUGUUGUUGGUUUACAAGUUGUUGGUUUUAUUUUUUUUGUCCCAGAGUUACAUUACUUGAGCUAUUAAAAUAGGCAGAAGCAGCUCACAUUGGCUACUCCAAACUCCAGGUUGCUUUUGAAUAUUACAACUAUGUCUCUGUGACCUGGGUAUCAGCUUUACUUGUUUCUUGUAUGAAACCACAAGCAUCUGUGUGUUCACUACUACAAAAUAUUGCAGUAAAACGAGCUUGAAUGUAAGAAAUGCAAAUCCUAGGUGGAUACUGUGGACCCAGCAUGUUUAGUUUCAUUUGUAAAGAUGUAGUUUUAUGUCCCAACAGUAAAAUAAUCUGACCAAUAUAAAGCUAUGAUCAGAUUAGUAGAAAUGAGUUCCAAAAUUUUUUGACAAGUGGAAAUGACUGUUUGUUUCCAUAAAUGGGUUUCCUGUUUGUAAAGUUAUGUGUCACCCACACCUCAGAUACUAGUUACACAUACCAGUUAAGCCUUCCUCCAUACCGGUCAGGUGAGGUAGAAACAGGUGUGAGCAUGCUCAGACCAGGUUGACUUAAACAAACACUCACUGUUCGCCUCAGAAUCAACUUUCAUUCGAAGACCCGGGAUGGAAGAAAUAACAAUAUGGGACCAGCAGACAAUAACUCUGAACAAAGACCCCAAACUGGGUUUUGGUUUUGCCAUAUCAGGAGGGAGAGACAAACCUAACCCAGAAAAUGGAGAAACUGCUGUGGUGGUGUCUGAUGUUCUGCCAAAUGGACCAGCCAUGGGACGACUGUUUCAUAAGGAUCAAAUUACCAUGGUCAAUGGCAUACCUAUGGACAACGUCCACUCAAACUUUACCAUUCAAACUCUCAAAACAUGCGGAAAGACGGCAAACAUAACUGUGAAACGUUCUCGAAAAAUACAAAUCCCAGCAACCACAAAACCAAAGCGGGCAGUGUCCCAGUCCAACCUGCUGGAUCAAGACUACCCCAGACGAACCCGCCGCUUCUCCGACAGCAGUGAUCCCCGGGAUGCAGAUCGCUACCGUUCCAAACCCCGCAGCACGACACCUGACCGCAAUGGCUAUGGAAACAACUCGCCAACUCUGGUGUCCUCUAGCUACAAGAGGCUUCCAAAAAGCACUGCUUCAGACAAACCUAUCAAAACCACUUUGAUCAAAAAGAAAACCACAGAUGAAUAUGGACUCAAGUUGGGCAGCCAGAUUUUUAUAAAGCACAUGACUGAAACUGGCCUAGCUGCAAGAGAAGGUUCCCUGCAGGAGGGAGACCUCAUUCUCAAGAUCAACGGCAUGACAACAGAGAAUCUAUCUUUGCUGGAGACCAAGCACCUGGUGGAGAAGAGCAGGGGAAAGCUGACCAUGAUGGUCCUCAGAGAUGACCGCAAGUUCCUGGUCAGCAUCCCAGAAAUAGACGACAGCCCCCACAACACGGGGGACGAGCGCCGCAGAUAUAGUAGCUCUGAACUGGAAGAAAUUUCAGACCUUGAUGAAGACUUGAUUCCUCGCAGAACAGCCCGUCAAACUGCUAAAGAGAAGCGGACACGCAGAACCAGAGCUGAGCCAAUUCCUGUGGUGAAGUCUCGUGACUCCUCCCCGAUGCGCUCCACCUUGGGACGGCCUGCAAAAAACUACGCCCCUCGCAGACCUCCUUCUGACUCAGAGUCCGACCGCAGCGCCUCCCCUCUUCCCGUCAAAAGAGAGAGUCCUGAAAUGAGGGAUUCCAGCAAAUAUAAACCUCUGUCGGGAAUGUCCACCCUCCCCAACCCGCGGUCCUCCCCUAUACAUCAAAACUGGUCCUUGCCUAGCUCCUCCAACACCUCCACAUUGCCCCGCAGACCUGUGUCGGAUUCUGACUCGGAUGGCAGUGGCACCCCCCCUCCACGCAGACAGACCCCCCAUGUUGACAGCAGAUACAAAGUCCUUCCUGAUCUUCAUGGCGCCCUGAAAUCCUCUCCCAUCCCUGUUCGCCAGGAGCCACUGAGGAGAGUUAGCUCUCCCCUGAGGAUUCCACGACCAGAGUCUGAUUCUGAGUCCGAUAGCACCUCACCGCCUCUGCAGAGGCAUAGCACCUCCCACAGUCAGGAAUCCCUCAGCAAAUACAGAGCUCUGCCUGAAGUUUCACUGCAGUCUCAGGUGGAGCCGCCGCAAAGGAGCACUCCCGACACUGUACCGCAAGCAGCUUCCUCUGACUCUGAUUCAGAGCCUGACUAUGCACCUGUUCCACGAGUUGAAACCACAAGAAGCAGACAGAGAGCCAGCGGCAGACGCAGAGCUUCUGCAAGGAAGCCUACAGUGAAGGAGGAUGCUCCACGUCGUUUCCCAUCCCCUGCAAGACCAACUCAUGAUGAGUCUUCAGAUUCAGAUCCCCUUUCACACCUCAGGCGGUCUGGCAGCUCUGAGCGGGAGGAGAGUCACCGCAGUACCAAACUUGCUUCUGACGGAAAGCCUUCCCUCCGGUCUGGGAUUUCUGUGAAGAACAACUUACCACUUCAGUCCAAACCUGAAGAGGAGCCUCUUUAUUUCUUACCUCCAGAUUCUUAUCCGUCAUCAAAUCCAGAGUACAGUUCAGAUGUGCAGACGCUGAGGUUUGCAAAGGAGCGAAGUUUGGGGCUGAGACUUGUGGGAGGCAACGAUGUGGGCAUUUUUGUUGGUGGAGUUCAGCCAAACAGCCCAGCAUAUGACCAAGGAAUGAAGGAAGGAGACCAAAUCCUAGAAGUAAACAAAGUAGAUUUUAACCAUUUUACACGAGAAGAAGCUGCCAACUUCCUCCUUCACAUCAAGACAGGAGAGCAGGUUGAAAUCUCUACACAGCGUAAGAUGGACAUUUAUAAGAAGAUCAUGAAGUCCAACUUGGGAGACAACUUCUACAUUCGUACUCACUUUGAUCACGAGUCCAACCAUCCCAUCGGUCUGACGUUCACCAGAGGAGAAGUGUUCAGGGUUAUAGAUACAAUGCACAAAGGGAAGUUGGGAAACUGGCUGGCUAUCCGUAUGGGAAAUGACCUGCACGAGAUGGAUAAAGGAAUCAUUCCCAACCAAGAGAGCGCAGAGAAAAUAGCCAAGACUGAGCGAUUGCAACGACCCAGCGCUGAGAGGCAGGCGUCGGGGCCCAGAGCAGAGUUCUGGAAGCUGCGAGGCCUCAGAGGGCAGAAAAAGAAUGACAAGACCAGGCGUAGCCGUGACGACCUGCUGCAGCUCACCAUUCAGGGCAAUUACCCGGCCUAUGAGAGAGUCCUGCUCAGGGAAGCUAAUUUUAAACGUCCUGUGGUCAUCCUGGGUCCUCUGAAUGACAUUGCAAUGGAGAAGCUGACCAGAGAGAUGCCCGAUGAUUUUGAAGCGGCAGAGAUGGUUCCUCGUGGGGGAACAGAUAGUAGCUCAACAGUAAUUAAGCUAGAUACUGUGAGGAAAAUUGCUGAAAAGGACAAGCAUCCUCUGCUGGACAUCACUCCCACUGCAGUCGAAAGGCUGAACUAUAUCCAGUACCAUCCCAUAGUGGUAUUCUUAGACCCUCGUAGUCGAAAAGAAGUCAAAGCUAUGAGGCAAAGGUACGACCCCUCCUCCAACAAGAGUUCCCGACGUCUGUACUCGCAAGCCCUCAAGUUAAGGAAACAUGCCAGCCAUCUAUUCUCAGCUCGAGUGGACCUGGACCCCGGUUCAAGUAUUUGGUACGAUUCUCUGAAGGAGAAGAUCCGUCACCAGCAGUCCAAACCUGUCUGGGUGUCUGAAAUCACGUUGGAGAGUGGAGGAGAAGCUGAUCUAGACACUUUAGACCAAACCCAGACAGACUAUCUCAGUGCUGCCAGUGACCUGGAGGACACUGAUGGUGAGAUCUACACUGAUGGAGAAGUCUACACCGACAACGAGGACCUAGAGGAGGCCUUUCCUGGCCAGAAUGCACCUUUGCUCUCUCGAGACUCCAGGGGCCCUGGAGCUGCCUUAGCUCGAUCCUCUGAGCCGGCUUUUGGCCACCAUAGCCCGGUAAUGGAUGACGAGCCAAGUGAUGACAGGUUUACACCCAGAGAAAUCCCGCCGCUGAUGCUUGUGCCAGAGCCUAAGUCGCCCUAUCGGGAGCAAUACAGCCCACGCCACAGCGAUGGGGAGGACAAUCUCUCUAAUCGCAGCUUUUCAGACUCAGAUUUUGGUGCUCUCGAUCAGCCAGCCCCAACCACUCCAUCAGAUGGACCCCCAGACUUUGUUGCCCCCGCGCCCUCGUCUCGAUACUCAAUGGAUGAGCCAUCGGAUGAGGAAGUCCAGCAGGAGAACCCCGAACAUGCCAGCCUGUCCACCAUUGAAAGGAAGCUACAGCAGACUCGAAUGGCAGAGCCACAGGCACAGGGAGAGGAUAAGAAACCCUCUGCACUCAUUGUGCUAGCUCAUCAACACCAAGCGGUUCAGUUCAGACGCACACAGAUCCGAGGCAGCGACAGCUCUGAGAAUGAGGAGGGAGUUGAAGCGUUUGACGAGGACGAGACAGAUGACAUUGAAUGGGGUCCUGCAACUGAACUUUAGAAAAAACUGAGGAUUUUAGUGUUAAGAAUUUCCCACCAACAUUUAUGAAAAGUGUGCUCUUUCAAGAAACUUUUUUUUUCUUUGUAGAAUGUGAAUGCCUGGUUGUUAAAAUGAUUGGAAAUGUUCAGAAUGACCACAGUUGAACAAGACAAUCUAAGUGUUUGAUUUAUAUAUUUUCCAUUUGUAGGCAAAACAGAUUCUUGUAAAACCUUCAUUACAUACAAAGUGUGGCCUUAAAACAUUUUCUAUCAAUUAGGAUUUUUCCCAUUUAUUUUUAAAAAUGUUUUUCUACAAUAAAAUGUUCGGAUUAAUAUGUUUUAUGUAGUUUUUAUGCUUUUUGUUCAGUGUGAACUGUCAAUCCCUUUAUAACAUUCAUUAGUAGGAAUUUAAAAUUGUAUGGACAUUAAUAUGGAUUGUCCUUUACCGAUGCUGUACGUUAGGCUUUAAAACUGAAAAAACAGUGACAGUAGAUUAAACACUAAUGAUCUGAGUGAUCAGGGUAAGGAUGAUGAGAAUCCACAACUUCACUCUUUCCAGGACUGUUGGACAUUUUAAUCUCAAUUUACCAGUUUUCAUUAAAAUCCCACACCAACUAUAUGUUGAACUAUUGUAAAA
Oryzias latipes (Japanese medaka) is the source of this 5135-nucleotide messenger RNA. It is a transcript of the gene tjp3, whose product is annotated as tight junction protein 3. Lineage: Eukaryota; Metazoa; Chordata; Actinopteri; Beloniformes; Adrianichthyidae. Gene Ontology annotation, cellular component: plasma membrane; bicellular tight junction. Gene Ontology annotation, molecular function: cell adhesion molecule binding. The record is from RefSeq and is a predicted model, not a curated record. Gene Ontology annotation, biological process: cell-cell junction organization; cell-cell adhesion; protein localization to cell-cell junction.